UACUCCCGAGGCGGAGAACGAGUCCGUGCUCCAUCUGCUGCCGCAACCGCUGCGCCCGGAGCCUGGGCCACGAUGAGCGGCAGAGUCGGCGAUCUGAGCCCCAGGCAGAAGGAGGCACUGGCCAAGUUUCGGGAGAAUGUCCAGGAUGUGCUGCCCACUCUGCCGAAUCCAGAUGACUAUUUUCUCCUGCGCUGGCUCCGAGCAAGAAGCUUCGACCUGCAGAAGUCUGAGGCCAUGCUCCGGAAGCAUGUGGAGGUCCGAAAGCAAAAGGACAUUGACAACAUCAUGAGCUGGCAGCCUCCAGAGGUGGUCCAACAGUAUCUCUCAGGGGGCAUGUGUGGCUACGACCUGGAUGGCUGCCCCAUCUGGUACGACAUCAUUGGACCUCUGGAUGCCAAGGGUCUGCUCCUCUCAGCCACCAAACAGGACUUGGUCAAGACCAAGAUGCGGGACUGCGAGCUGCUUCUGCGGGAGUGCGCCUGCCAGACCGAAAAGACGGGGAACAAGAUAGAGACCAUCACCCUGAUUUAUGACUGUGAGGGGCUUGGUCUCAAACAUCUCUGGAAGCCAGCUGUGGAGGCCUAUGGAGAGUUUCUCUGCAUGUUUGAGGAAAAUUACCCUGAAACACUGAAGCGUCUUUUUGUUAUUAAAGCCCCCAAGCUGUUUCCUGUGGCCUAUAACCUCAUCAAACCCUUCCUGAGUGAGGACACUCGUAAGAAGAUCAUGGUCCUGGGGGCAAACUGGAAGGAGGUUUUACUGAAAUAUGUCAGCCCUGACCAGCUGCCUGUGGAGUAUGGGGGCACCAUGACUGACCCUGAUGGGGACCCCAAGUGUAAAUCCAAGAUCAACUACGGGGGUGACAUCCCCAAGAAGUAUUACGUGCGAGACCAGGUGAAACAGCAGUACGAACACAGUGUGCAGAUUUCCCGGGGCUCCUCCCACCAAGUGGAGUAUGAAAUUCUCUUCCCAGGCUGCGUCCUCAGGUGGCAGUUCAUGUCGGAUGGUUCGGACAUCGGUUUUGGGAUUUUCCUGAAGACCAGAAUGGGGGAGCGGCAGAGGGCAGGGGAGAUGACAGAGGUGCUGGCCAACCAGAGGUACAAUGCCCACCUGGUCCCUGAGGAUGGGACCCUCACCUGCAGCGAUCCUGGCAUCUAUGUCCUGCGGUUUGACAACACCUACAGCUUCAUUCAUGCAAAGAAGGUCAGUUUCACCGUGGAGGUCCUGCUUCCAGACAAAGCCUCAGAAGAGAAGAUGAAACAGCUGGGGGCAGUCACCCCAAAGUAAUGCCUCCUCCCACAGCAGGCCUGGCUCCCUCAGCGUCUCCCUGUCAGUUUCUAUCCCUUGUAGCAGUCAUUUUCCCAGCACUCUGACGCCCAAAGAAACUGGGCUAGAAGAAAGACCUCGGGGCUGGAUCUGGGGAGCCUUCAUUUCAGAAUUAGGAAGAGGGAGACUAGCUGGA
Molecule: messenger RNA, 1459 nt
Organism: Physeter macrocephalus (sperm whale)
Lineage: Eukaryota; Metazoa; Chordata; Mammalia; Artiodactyla; Physeteridae
Gene: SEC14L2
Product: SEC14 like lipid binding 2
Exons: 12
Coding region: 73-1284 (403 amino acids)
Cellular component (GO): cytosol; cytoplasm
Source: RefSeq, a predicted model, not a curated record